GGCGUGGGUUGCAGUAUUUCUCUCGGCACAUUGUUCGAAAACGUUGGCGAAAGCUCAUUGGGAAGAACGGGUUAAAUGCAGGUUAACCGGUGAGGGGUUGAAAAGCACUAACAAAACGGUCUACAGGGAAAGAAGACAAAAAGAGCAAGAAGGAAGAGUUUGUUUAUCUAUUUAUUAUAAUUUUUGACGAUCCCCUGAUCAGUAUUGGAUUAUUUCAUCUCUGGCUUCGCGAGCUUCUGCUUGGACUGCAUCGUUUUCCACAGCUGGAGAAGCUUGCUGGCCGGGCUUAGAGAAUGACCGAGUACAAGCUGGUGGUGGUGGGAGCUGGUGGCGUUGGGAAGAGCGCUUUGACCAUCCAGCUGAUACAGAACCAUUUUGUGGACGAAUACGACCCAACGAUAGAGGAUUCUUAUAGAAAACAAGUAGUAAUCGAUGGGGAGACGUGCUUGUUAGACAUUUUGGACACUGCGGGUCAAGAGGAGUACAGCGCAAUGCGAGAUCAGUACAUGAGAACUGGAGAGGGCUUCCUGUGUGUCUUUGCCAUCAAUAACACCAAAUCAUUUGAGGACAUUCAUCAGUACAGGGAACAAAUAAAAAGAGUGAAAGACUCAGACGACGUUCCCAUGGUUCUUGUGGGAAACAAAUGUGACCUGCCGGCGCGGACUGUGGACACGAGACAAGCUCAAGAGCUUGCAAGGAGCUACGGCAUCCCGUAUAUAGAAACCUCAGCCAAGACCAGACAGGGAGUAGAGGAUGCCUUCUACACUUUGGUGCGGGAAAUCCGGCAGCAUAAACUCCGAAAGCUGAACCCUCCAGAUGAAAGCGGACAGGACUGCAUCAGCUGUAAAUGUGUCAUUUCGUGACCAUGACAGUCCAAGGCUGGAUUUUCCAAGAAAAGCGGACAGGACCGACUAGAAGCCAAGAAGAGAUUGCGACCUCAUCCACGAAGAGGAGGAGGAGGAGGAGAAGGAAGUCGAGAAAGACUUUAUGUUGAGUGGCAGCUUCCCGUCACGUGUAAAAACGGGAGUCGAUUUUUCUAUUUUUGUCUGCCACUUUCUCCCCAACUGUAUAAACUGUAUAAAGCUGUAGAUCUGGAAUCGCAGUUAACUUAUUUUAUUGUCUCAACACUGGCGUUUAACCGGCGCUCGUGUGCUGGAUCGGAAUGCCUUACUCGCCGUUACGACGCAAAGGAGUCUUCACGCAGUCCACCAGGAGUCUUCAACAGGUCGCUCUGGAAAGGCCGCCCACCCGCCUGCCGUCUCCUUCCCUGACGUCCUGUAACGACGUCGGCUGCAGUGGCUUGUUUGCUGAGGGGUUUAACCGAGGGAGCAAAUGUCUUGCUUUGUCUGUUUCUUAGUGUAGCGCCUUGCUUUUUAAAGGGUGUGAGGACGGAAGAACUCCAAUGUACUUUUCUGCAAGGCAAAUAAAUACAAUCUGUUAACUGUU
Messenger RNA from Polypterus senegalus (gray bichir), 1446 nucleotides. Its product is annotated as GTPase HRas. Gene Ontology annotation, biological process: Ras protein signal transduction. The coding region runs from base 294 to 863 and encodes 189 amino acids. The transcript has 6 exons. Gene Ontology annotation, molecular function: GTPase activity; GDP binding; GTP binding. The record is from RefSeq and is a predicted model, not a curated record. NCBI's taxonomy places the organism in Eukaryota, Metazoa, Chordata, Cladistia, Polypteriformes, Polypteridae. Gene Ontology annotation, cellular component: plasma membrane.